This is a messenger RNA of Pseudovirgaria hyperparasitica, 742 nucleotides long. RefSeq lists its product as uncharacterized. The record is from RefSeq and is a predicted model, not a curated record. Lineage: Eukaryota; Fungi; Ascomycota; Dothideomycetes; Acrospermales; Acrospermaceae. Gene Ontology annotation, biological process: mitochondrial translation. The transcript has 2 exons. Gene Ontology annotation, molecular function: structural constituent of ribosome. The coding region runs from base 65 to 658 and encodes 197 amino acids.
GGCCGCCCCCAAGCUGUCUUGUCCACGCAUCACCACGUCGUCUAUCCUCAACCACGCUCUCGUCAUGGCAGGCGGUAGAUUAGCCACGGUGCACCAUCAGGUGUCUUCCGUGCUUCUAAGACCACACAUACAACCAUCGCUGUCUGUGCCAACACCAUCUCCUCUACGAAACACGACCACAGCGAUCCAAUCCUCGCGACAGACACAGUCAUGCUUCUCCACCAGCGCACCACGUCCAGCAAGGAAAGGGGCCGUACAACAGGUUGACCCACGUGUCACGAACAUACGCUAUCACCUCUUCCAUCCACGGGUCCCCCGACCGCUCCGAUUUUCACGCCUGCGCGCCCUCCGUCACUGGACCAUUCAUCGCGCCUGGCAGAUGUUCAAAGCGAAGACGAACACACAGAGGGAGAAGGAGCUUGAGCGGCAAUAUCAAUCGAUGGCGAGGGCCUGUGAGGAGUUGCGGUUGACGGACGAGAAUGGCAUGCGAGUUUCUGAAGCGGAUGCUAACGGGAACAAGAAAGUAGGGCGGCUCUUCAGGAUAGCAAUGGAGAAGAAGAGAGUCUGGGGUCCCGGGAAAGGGUUCCCGAUUGAGUAUGCUCGGGCGCAGACCGAUUAUCCGCCCCGAAAUGGAUGGAAUCAUGAGUGGACUAGGUAGAACACUAGGUCACAAGCACGAUUGUAAAAUACAUUGUAAAUAUCGCUGAUGGUUGCAUUCAAUAAUUAUAUAUAAGCGUCCGAU